CCGCCAGUAUUCCGGAGAUGUCUGGAGUUGGUACAUCUGUUAUUCAGGUGACAGCCACAGACGCUGAUGAUGCCAACUAUGGAAACAGUGCCAAAGUGGUGUACAGCAUCCUCCAGGGACAGCCAUAUUUCUCAGUGGAUCCAGAAACAGGCAUAAUCAAGACUGCUUUACCGGACAUGAGCAGAGAAAACAGGGAACAAUAUCAAGUGGUCAUCCAGGCCAAAGACAUGGGAGGCCAGAUGGGAGGACUAUCAGGGACCACCACCGUGAACAUCACACUGACUGAUGUCAACGACAAUCCACCUCGCUUCCCCCAGAGCACCUACCAGUUCAGCUCUCCUGAAUCAGCACCUCCUGGGACUCCUCUUGGCAGAAUUAAAGCCAAUGACCCUGAUGUGGGAGAAAAUGCAGAGAUUGAGUAUAGCAUCUCCAGUGGGGAUGGAUCAGACAUGUUUGAUAUCAUCACUGACAAGGACACACAGGAAGGGAUUAUAACUGUCAAAAAGCAUCUGGAUUUUGAAAACAAGGUGUUAUAUACUUUAAGAGUGGAAGCAACCAACACUCAUCCUGAUCCUCGUUUUCUUCAGCUGGGGCCAUUCAAAGACACAGCUUUGGUCAAAAUUUCUGUUGAAGACAUUGAUGAACCUCCAGUGUUCAGCAGACCCUGGUAUUUAAUAGACGUAGAUGAAGAUGCCAGGGAAGGAAGCAUUAUUGGGCAGGUUGUAGCCCAAGAUCCAGACAUGACAAAGAAUGCAAUAAAAUAUUCUGUGGAUCGACACACUGACCUUGACAGAAUAUUCAACAUCUAUUCAGGAAAUGGAUCCUUAUUCAUCUCAAAGCCACUUGACCGAGAAGAAACUCCCUGGCACAACAUCACUGUCAUAGCAACUGAAAUCAGUAAUCCUAAGCAAAGUAGCCAGAUACCUGUCUUCAUACGGAUUUUAGACAUAAAUGAUCAUGCCCCAGAGUUUGCCAACUACUAUGAAACAUUUGUUUGUGAAAAUGCAAAAGCAGGACAGCUGAUACAGACUGUGAGUGCAAUUGACAAAGAUGAGCCUCCUCAAGGACACAAAUUUUUCUUUGAGUUGGCGCCAGAAUUUGCUGUUCAUCCGAACUUCUCCAUUGUAGACAACAAAGGUAACUGCUGGAUAACAAAAUGACUAGAAGGAUACAGUCGUAGUAAGAUGAGCACCUACCUUCUGCCAAUCAUAAUAUUUGACAACGACUACCCGAUCCAGAGCAGCACGGGCACACUGACCAUUCGGGUGUGUGCCUGCGACAGCCACGGGAACAUGCAGUCCUGCAAUGCUGAGGCCUUGCUCCUCCCUGCUGGCCUCAGCACGGGGGCACUGGUUGCCAUUCUCCUCUGCAUCAUUAUCCUGCUGGUAUUAGUUGUCUUGUUUACAGCUCUUAAGAGGCAGAGGAAGAAAGAACCCUUGAUCAUCUCAAAGGAUGAUGUUCGGGACAACAUUGUGACCUACAAUGAUGAAGGAGGUGGGGAAGAAGACACCCAGGCUUUUGACAUUGGCACACUCAGAAAUCCAGAAGCGAGGGAGGAGAGUAAGAUGAGAAGAGAUGUUAUCCCAGAAACGAUAUUUCAGAUAAGGCGGACUGCACCUCUUUGGGAAAACAUUGAUGUCCAAGAUUUUAUUCAUAGAAGAUUAAAGGAAAAUGAUUUAGACCCAACUGCCCCCCCUUAUGAUUCAUUAGCAACAUAUGCCUAUGAAGGAAAUGAUUCCAUAGCAAAUUCACUCAGCAGCCUGGAAUCACUUACCACAGAAGGCAAUCAAGACUAUGAUUACCUCAGUGACUGGGGACCUCGGUUUAAAAAACUAGCAGAUAUGUAUGGUGGAGAGGACAGUGAUCGAGACUGAGAAAAUCAUCUGUGACCUGGUCAGUGUUAGUGGAAUUCAUGUCAAUGUUACUAGAUAAAGUGGCCUACUCUCUCUUACUUGGGAAUAAAAAAAAUACAAAAAAUAGGUGUUGUCUUAGUAAGGGUUUGCUUAAUCAAUAAGUCAACGUGAAUGAAUAUGAAUGAUUUAGAUUUUUAAAAAUCUAUAAAUCACCCUCUCUGCCUAGAAACCUCAAAUGAAAGGUUUUUAUUGAUAAUGAAAAGAUAGUAAAAGGCUUUUUGUGCCUUUAAUAAUGACAUGGAAACUCCAUUUUUUUAAAUUGCUUUGCAUUACCUUUCCUACUAUCUUGGACAGUGUAGACCUGCAUUGUAACAUAAUCUCAAAAAUAUACUUUAAAAAGAUAAAUAUUACUACCAUAUUUAUUGAGUUAAAGAA
This is a messenger RNA of Acanthisitta chloris (rifleman), 2288 nucleotides long. RefSeq names its product cadherin-9-like. Lineage: Eukaryota; Metazoa; Chordata; Aves; Passeriformes; Acanthisittidae. The record is from RefSeq and is a predicted model, not a curated record. The transcript is spliced from 10 exons. Gene Ontology annotation, cellular component: catenin complex; plasma membrane; adherens junction. Gene Ontology annotation, molecular function: calcium ion binding; cadherin binding. Gene Ontology annotation, biological process: adherens junction organization; multicellular organism development; homophilic cell-cell adhesion.